Molecule: messenger RNA, 1340 nt
Organism: Photinus pyralis (common eastern firefly)
Lineage: Eukaryota; Metazoa; Arthropoda; Insecta; Coleoptera; Lampyridae
Product: methionine--tRNA ligase, mitochondrial-like
Exons: 6
Coding region: 72-1340 (422 amino acids)
Biological process (GO): methionyl-tRNA aminoacylation
Molecular function (GO): methionine-tRNA ligase activity; ATP binding
Source: RefSeq, a predicted model, not a curated record
CAAUAUAUGAACUGAAAUACAAUAACCUUAAAAGUGUGCUCCAGUAAAUUAUUGAAAGAGUAAAUUUUGAAAUGAAUGCCUUGCCGAAAUGUGCUAAAUUUUACAUAACGACUCCAAUUUAUUACGUAAACGCCGAUCCUCAUAUCGGACAUUUAUACACGUCGUUAAUAGCAGAUGCUGCUCAAAGAUGGCAACAACUCAUACGUCCAAACGUGAAAAUAACGUUUGCGACUGGCACCGACGAGCAUGGCUCCAAAAUUCAACAAGCUGCACUAAAAAACAACAUGGCGGUGGAUAAAUAUUGUGAUCAAAUUUCUUCCUCAUAUAAAGCAAUGUCGGCCAAUUUCAAUGUGGGAUAUACCAGUUUUAUUCGGACAACCGAUGAGGCUCAUAUGAAGACUGUUCAAGAGUUUUGGAAAACUCUUAGCAAGAAUGGUUACAUAUACUCUUCUAAGUACAGCGGAUGGUAUUGCGUUUCCGACGAAACCUUCCUAAGCGAAUCUCAAUUAAAAGAAACGGUCAACUCUAAUGGUGAACGCACAUUAGUUUCAUUGGAAAGUGGACACCCUGUAGAAUGGACGGAAGAACAAAACUACAUGUUUACUCUCAGCAAGUUUCAAAAGGAGCUUAUGAAGUGGCUCAGCAAGAACGAUGGCGUGGUAAAACCUAAGAAGUAUCAAAAGAUUUUAUGGGAUAUGAUUUCCAACGAAGAGUUGGCAGAUGUGUCAAUAUCGAGACCUAGUUCACGUGUUCAUUGGGGUGUAAAAGUUCCUGGUGACGACACACAAACCGUUUACGUAUGGCUGGAUGCUCUCGUUAACUAUUUAACAGUAGCGGGUUACCCCGAUAUAGAAAGCGAAACUUUUAACAACAUAUGGCCGCCCGAGGUGCAAGUUAUCGGAAAAGAUAUUAUAAAGUUUCACGGUAUUUAUUGGCCCUCAUUUCUACUUGCCGCGAAUUUAGAACUUCCCAAAACCCUCUUUUGCCAUUCUCAUUGGACCGUGGAUGAUGAGAAAAUGUCUAAAUCAAAGAACAACGUCGUUUCUCCAUUUAAUAGAAGUUUAUUGUACACGUGCGACGGUUUAAGGUACUUUCUAUUGAGGGAGGGGGUGGCUCAUUCGGAUGGAAAUUAUAGUGACACAAAACUUACCCGCAUUCUCAACUCGGAGCUGGCGGAUACAUUGGGUAAUUUAUUAAGCCGCUGCUGCAGCUCUGCUUUAAAUCCUAAUCAGGUAUUUCCGGAAAUUGAUUCUGAAGCUUUUGAACGAGUGGCUUCCAUGGACGUGACAAAGAAAAUAAUGGACGCUGUCAUGAAGCUGCCAGGUAAAUCCCCAAAUUAA